This is a messenger RNA of Cebus imitator (Panamanian white-faced capuchin), 1308 nucleotides long. RefSeq names its product mitochondrial ribosomal protein L34 (gene MRPL34). Gene Ontology annotation, cellular component: ribosome; mitochondrial large ribosomal subunit. The coding region runs from base 573 to 851 and encodes 92 amino acids. Gene Ontology annotation, molecular function: structural constituent of ribosome. Gene Ontology annotation, biological process: translation. NCBI's taxonomy places the organism in Eukaryota, Metazoa, Chordata, Mammalia, Primates, Cebidae. The transcript has 3 exons. The record is from RefSeq and is a predicted model, not a curated record.
CUCUAUAUUGACCUUUCCAUUCUAGGAGAAGACUCCAAGAUCUUUUUCCAAUCUCCGGUGGUGAAACUGAGGCUCAUAAGGGGCAAAAGAGCAUAAAUCAAGCAAGGGACAAAGCUGGGACUUGAACCCAAGGCUGUGUGAUUCCAACACCUGGGAACCAUUAUUCACUAACCUUCCCCACCCCUUGAUUUUUGGUAGGGAGGAGGUCUCAAACUCCGGGCCUCAAGCAAUCCGCUAGCCUCGGCCUCCCAAUGUGCUGGGAUUACAGGCGUGAGCCAUCACGACGGGCUUCUCUAAAGCUUUCAAGGGAAGUCUUGGUGCUAGAGUAAUUAGAGAGUUUGAAUUUCAUAAUCAGCAGAUUGAACUUAUGGCUGCCAUGGUUCUGAGGAGGGCUGAGAGCCAGAGGCAGGCAUUUUAGUUUUGCGGUCCUGGCGGGGCCACGGUAGGAGAGCCCUAGGAAAGCCCAUCUCUUAAACCCAGCCUCUGCCCUUUGCUGAUGUGUGACCUUGGGGUUGCGGCGCCUCUAGGCUCCGGAAUCGCUGGCGGCCGGGACUGCGGGAUCUACAGCCGACAUGGCUCUCUUGGCUGGAUCGGUGUUGGGCCCCGCGUGUAGGUCGACAGCGUUGCUGGGUGGCAGGUGGCUUCAACCCCGGGCCUGGCUGGGAUGCCCGGACGCCUGGGGCCUCCCCACCCCGCAGCAGGCCCGGGGCAAGGCUCGCGGUAACGAAUAUCAGCCGAGCAAUAUCAAACGUAAGCACAAGCACGGCUGGAUCCGGCGCCUGAGGACGCCGGCCGGCGUCCAGGUCAUCCUUCGUCGAAUGCUCAAGGGCCGUAAGUCGCUGAGCCAUUGAGGAUCGCGAUGCUGCCGGCCGGACCCCCAUGAAAGCAUCGCCCUCGCCUUGGACCUUGCCUGGCGCUGUUUUUGCAGGGAGCUGGGGAGCAGGAACGCCUCGGACCUGAGUGUUCUUCGUAUUGUGGCGCUGAGGUCUGGUUGGGAACUUGCCAAAUCCCUUUUUAGGCUUUUGAAUUAGGAAGAAUGUCGAACCUGCGCACUGACCGCAGGACAGUACAACGAACCGCCGUGUACCCAGUACACAGCUCUGCCACCAACUACCUACAACCCAUCCCUGCCCCAUCCUAGGUUCUUUUCCAGUGUAUCUCAGGCAUCAGAUUAUUUCUUCUGUAAAUAUUUCAGAAUGGAUCUCUCCACGAUAAGUUUAUGAAAACGUAAUUACAAAGCUUAUUACAUCCAAAAGAAUUAUCAAUAAUUUUGAAAUAUUAAAUGUGUAAUAAAUGUUCAAAGUUUCA